Molecule: messenger RNA, 1376 nt
Organism: Paramecium octaurelia
Lineage: Eukaryota; Ciliophora; Oligohymenophorea; Peniculida; Parameciidae
Source: the annotation of a GenBank genome assembly
AUGCCCACAAGCUCAGGAUAGACUUCUCAGGAAAGCAAUACAGGCGUUCUUUAUGAAUGCUUGGUUGAAAGAAGACACUUAUUCUUGAAUCGAAAAUAUUAUCUUCAAUUAACAACCCAAUGCCUAACCCUAUGCGAAGUAAAUAGUAGUUUUGAUAAAUCUAAUAGAAACCAAACCAGUAGAAUCCAAAAUAUAUCUAUUAAUUAAAAAUUGAGAAAGUAUUCUCUUGGUCUGUUCUUAACAAUAAAAUUGUUGGGUUUUAGCUUCCCUAUUAAGAUAAAAUCAAGGACUUCUUUGGUAAUCCUAAUGACAUGGUGAACCUCAAGGCAAAGAUGGGUGCGUUGGUGUGUUACUAAAAGAUAGAUAUGUUUUAUAAGAAGGAGGAAAUCCUUUAAGCUGGUUCUUUUGGAAAAGUAUUUUAAACCAAUUAAUAUUGUUAGGUCACUAAAGAAACCUGCAGGUUCACCUCCAAUCUCGUGGCAAUAAAGAGCAUCAAGUGUGAGAACAACCACAGCCCAACCAUAAAGAACGAAAUCGAGAUACUCAAAAGGUUGAAACAAGGAAAUGCCUUAAACAUCCUUGAAAUCAAAGAAGUUUACAAGGAUGAACUCAAUUACUAUAUCGUGACAGAGUAUCUCCCUGGAUCCAAUCUAAAGUAGCAUCUUGAACGCAGAACCAAACCCUACCCGAUACAAGAGGCUCUACAAAUAAUGGAAGUAAUAUUUUUUAAUUUAAUUUAGUCGCUUUUAAAAGGAUUGCAAUGUAUUCAUCAGAAUGGGAUCAUUCAUCGAGACCUAAAGCCUGCAAAUCUGAUGUAUCACAACAAUUAAAUCAAAAUAAUUGACUUCGGCUUAGCCUGUUUCAAUGGAAAGCAACUUGAAUAACACCCAUCAUGUGGCACUACUGGCUAUUCCGCCCCUGAAGUACUCAAUGUUUGGAACAAGAAACAAGCCUAUGAUUAUAAAGUGGAUUUGUUCAGUGUAGGAUGCAUAUUCUACAAACUAUUGACGUUGGAUGGGCUGUUUCGAAGCAAUAAUGAAAAAGAGACCUUCAGAAAUAAUAAAACAUGUUAAUUCACAAUUAAGGAGAAAGGAUCAGUUUUCGAUUUAGUGUAACUCCUUGUGAAGGCGGAACCUCAAUAGAGACUGGAUAGUUCACAAGCUAUGGAAGCAAUUUAAGCAUUGCUUGAUUAUAAAUAUUUUGAUGUGAACACAUGGUAUAAUCACAAAUAAAAAUAAUAUGGGAGAUCCUAGUGUGAAUUCAAUUAGGAACCAUAAACUAAAUUAUCAAGACAAUGUAGUUUGACUAGUUUAAAAUAACAUGAACCCUAAACUGAAAGACAAAGAAACAAAUCAAAAAAGAUAGAGUAAAAUUGA